Molecule: messenger RNA, 1251 nt
Organism: Ahaetulla prasina
Lineage: Eukaryota; Metazoa; Chordata; Lepidosauria; Squamata; Colubridae
Gene: ASPHD1
Product: aspartate beta-hydroxylase domain containing 1
Exons: 3
Coding region: 1-981 (326 amino acids)
Source: RefSeq, a predicted model, not a curated record
AUGCCCAGCAUCAUGGCUGAUUGGGGUCUCCGUGGCCUUCUCUCCCCGCUCCUCCCUGACCCGUCUACAUGGCACUCUCGACCAGAGCCAGCCAUAGCUGUACUAGGUUCUCUAGCCCUCUUAUUCAUUUGGUACUGCUAUCGGGUGGGGACAGGGCAGGUAGCCCCUGUGUCUCAUCCGCAAGGUGUGCCGACCGAAGAAGGAUGCCCUCGCCGUACCCUCAGGGGCGAUGCUAUCAAUCAGCGCCUGUAUCGCAGCCUGCGAGAUUACGCCAAGCGCUAUUCGUGGUCAGGUAUGAACCGGCUGCACAAAGGUAUCCGGGACCAAGCCCAUUAUCAGCUGGGUGAACGGAUGGCGAUCCAGAAGCCCAGCGCCUUCUACCUCCCCGACUUGCCUUCGGCCCCCUAUUUUCCCCGUGAGUCCCAGCGUCACGAUGUGGAGAUCCUUGAACUCAGUUUCCCAGCCAUCCUGCAGGAAUUUGAGGGCAUUGCAAGGGAUUUUGAACCCGGAGCCCCAAUGCCACGGGGCUGGAUGGUCAACACCAACCCUGGCUGGCAUAGUUAUUACCUCUACCGACAGGGGGAGUGCAUAGCACAGAAUUGUCGCAGCUGCCCAUGGACGUAUCGGGCACUCAGCGCACUACGUACCUUUAUCAACGCCAAUUGCUUUGGAAACGCCUGCUUUAAUGUCUUGCAGCCUGGAACUGUGCUACCUGGUACCUAUGGACCAACAAACACCAGGGUACGGUGCCACCUAGGGCUAAAAGUGCCACCUGGUUGUGAGUUGGUGGUGGGUGGUGAGCCACAGUGCUGGUCUGAAGGAUACUGCCUUCUGGUGGACGAUUCCUUCUUGCACACCACAGCGCAUAAUGGUUCCCCCAGUGACGGACCUCAGGUGGUUUUUAUUGCUGAUCUUUGGCAUCCCAACGUAGCAGGACCUGAACGACAGGCAUUGGAUUAUAUCUUUGCCCCUGGUCGAUAGAUGCUUGACUUAACAAGUAUUGGGGGCAUGGACACAAUCUCACAAAUAUUUGCUGCUCCUUGCAAAAAUCAACCACUCCCUACACUCAAUAGUCUUGAUCUAGAUUCAUUGUUUUGCAGAUUGAAUUAGGCCCAGUGUGUAAUGCAAAAACCACAAAGAGAUUUGCAAAGCCAUGAAAAUAUCUUUUUCUUCAAGGUGAUUCUGUGCCCUCUCAUAAGGCUCAUCCUAGAGAUUUUUGUGAUCUGGGACGUUUUGGUUUCCUUUCUUGCA